Peromyscus leucopus (white-footed mouse) is the source of this 1544-nucleotide messenger RNA. RefSeq names its product docking protein 3 (gene Dok3). The record is from RefSeq and is a predicted model, not a curated record. Gene Ontology annotation, biological process: cell surface receptor protein tyrosine kinase signaling pathway; positive regulation of MAPK cascade. NCBI's taxonomy places the organism in Eukaryota, Metazoa, Chordata, Mammalia, Rodentia, Cricetidae. Gene Ontology annotation, cellular component: cytoplasm.
CUUCAGAACAGCUGUGGCCAUGGAGUCUCUGGAGACCCCUGUCAAGGACGGCAUCCUAUACCAGCAGCACGUGAAGUUUGGCAAGAAAUACUGGCGCAAAGUGUGGGCUCUGCUGUAUGCAGGGCCAUCAGGCGUAGCUCGGCUGGAAAGCUGGGAUGUUCGUGAUGGUGGCCUGGGGCCAGCAAGCGACAGAGCCACGGGGCCUGGCCGGCGAGGGGAACGUCGGGUCAUACGCUUGGCUGACUGUGUGUCUGUUCUGCCUGCGGACUGUGAGAGUUGUCCCAGGGACACUGGUGCCUUCCUGAUUACCACCACUGAACGAAGCCACCUGCUGGCCGCCCAGCACCGCCAGUCAUGGAUGGGCCCCAUCUGCCAGCUGGCCUUCCCGGGCACCGGAGAAUGUACCGGAUCAGGACAGGCUGAGACUCCAAAAAGGGGCUUUGUUCCCAUGGAGGAAAACUCUAUCUACUCCUCCUGGCAGGAAGUGAGUGAGUUCCCAGUGGUAGUGCAGCGGACAGAGGCCACCACCCGCUGCCAGCUGAAAGGACCCUACCUCCUGGUGCUGGGCCAAGAUGACAUUCAGCUUCGGGAGACUUCCAACCCCCAGGCCUGCUACAGCUGGCCCUACCGUUUCCUGCGCAAGUUCGGCUCUGACAAGGGCGUGUUCUCUUUUGAGGCUGGCCGCCGUUGUGACUCGGGCGAGGGCCUUUUUGCCUUCAGUAGUCCACGUGCCCCAGACAUAUGUGGAGCCGUGGCUGCCGCCAUUGCCCGCCAGCGGGAACGGCUUCCAGAGUUAGCCACGUCCCCACCCUGCCCAUUGCCUCGGGCCCUCUCCCUGCCCUCCCUAGAGCCCCCUGGAGAGCUUCGGGAGGUGGCCCCAGGAUUUGAGCUGGCCACUUCCAGAAAGCUGCCUGUGACUGACCCUGGGCCCCAAAGCCUGCCACUGCUGCUCAGUCCCACGCAAGAAGGAACAGUAUCCAGUCUCUAUGCAUCCGUGUGCAAGCAGACCAGCAGGCCCACAGCCACUGGGGAGCACCUCUAUGAGAACCUGUGCCUGCUGGAGGCCAGUCCUGGGCUGUCCAAUGGGGGUCCCGCGUCCCAAGAGGGCCCUCCUGGUGGCCACAGCCCCCUGGCCAGCCCCAUCUAUCACAACAGUGAGGACCUGAGUUGGCCGGGCUCGGCCCAGGACAGCAACCUGGAAGCCCAGUACCGGAGGCUGCUGGAGCUGGAGCUAGACGAGGCUGGAGGAACUGUCCGCUCCGGUGCACAGACAGGCAUUAAGGCCAAGCUGGUGACCCUGCUGACUCGGGAACGGAAGAAGGGCCCUGCUCCCUGUGACCGGCCCUGAAGGCCUGUGCAGUGGCAGCAGGACAGGGGUGACCUCCCAGGAACUGGAGGGAAGCAACUUCAGACCUAUCCCCUGUCUACUGUGACCUGCAGGGACAGGACAGGCAGCCUGGGGAGAAGCCGCACGCUGCCCUACCCCCUCCCAGCGGACAGUGUACAGAUCGACCAAUAAUAAAGCUUGCCUACCACCCCCCCCC